CUAAUCAAAUACUUUUCUUCUGACUACAUAGUACAGACGCUGGAAGUCGUCGUCGUCGUCGUCGUCCUCCGUCUACAGGAGUAGCGAAAGAGAUUUUACUCGUCCACAGGCAGUCCGUUGCCGGCACGUUGCAUUUUGCAGUGAUCUAAGUGUUGCUGUUCUCAGUCUACAGAAGGUAAAUGGCUAAACAGACAUUAAAGAUUUCUGGACGGUUUCCUGAGUUUGGUGCUAUUUUCAUGUCAAAUGGCUCUACAUGGGAAGAGUGCUUGAAGAGGAAGCUGUUUGGACUUCCGUUUUCUCAUGCAGAGUUUGUUAAAAGAGUUAAGGUUGGAAUGAUCUUGUUUCUCUUUGAGUAUGAGAAGAGAGAACUUUUUGGGGUUUUCAAAGCAGCUUCGGAUGGUGACAUAAAUAUUGUCUCAAAAGCAUAUGAUUCAUCAGGGAGGCUCUUUCCUGCUCAGGUUAGGGUUACCAGAAUCUCGAAUUGCUAUCCUCUUCCUGAAAAUGAAUUUCGCCAUGCUAUUAGAGGAAACUAUUUUGCUGAAAACAAGUUCAACUUUGGGCUAUCUCGUGAUCAGGUAAAUGAGCUUUUACGCUUGUUUGACUCAAGAAAGUUAAGACCUCUAGGACCUCAAAGCUGUAUCAGAAAUGAAGCUGGAGAAAGAGGUUGCAUGUCUUCAAUUACAAAAGCAAAAGUGGGGAAACAUGGUCGUCAUUAUACUGAGAAAGCCAGGAAGAAACAGAAGAUGGAUGUGGAUGUUAUAUCUGAGUCUAAUCUACAUUCCUUCGCACAUUCUGAUAGAUUUUUUGUGGCAGAUGAUUCUCGGCGCUCAGCUUCCAGGAAUUCAAUUUACUCACGGAAGGUAUCUAAGAACAUAUGCUAUCAGCGUGCACGUCGUGAGGCUUGUUUCCAAUCUUCAAUAGCUUAUGUCUCCACUGCUUCAAGACAUGGAUUGGGCCAUCACUAUGACACAACACGAAAACAACGGGUUAAUUCUGGAAAAAAGCACAAGGAACUAGACAUUUCUUCUAAAAGGUUGGAUGGUGACAUAGGAGAUUUCAUAGCUUUAUCACCCUCAUCGGAUGAUCAUGACACAGAAGAUUUCGUACCUCUGUUGUCCCCUCGUGAUCUUGAUCCUAGAGAAUUCAAUUCCAAAGCACGAGGUAAGGAGUAUAACAAUAAAGCAGAUGAAGCAGUGCUCAGAGUUAGAUCAAAGAAAGACUUCAUUACUGAAGCUGAUAAAUCAACUAAAGAGAUCAUGGAAGAAUCGCAGCGAAGGCAUGGAAAUGGUGAUAAAAAAUGGAGAACAGCGAGAUGUUUUCAAAAGAAAAAUACGCAAACAGCAAGGGAGAGGACAAGUGUAUUUCUACGCUUGAAUCGAAUUUGAAGAUCUCAUGUGCAAGACAAUGAAAUUGCUAUUAGUUUUCAACUAGGAGAUAGCGAGCAAGGGAGAUGAAAAUAACUGAAGUCACUGUUUAAGGAAGAAAGUCUGUUGUGUGGCACAUUACUAUUAAGUAUUGUAGCGUAUUUCAAAAACAACAAUCCUUUCUGCUGUAGAAAUUCUGUUCUAUGAGAUAUCAUGUUUUUGGUUUGACACAGACAGCCAAAUCUUCAACAGUGGAGCGAGGUGAGGGAUUUUAGCAUCAAUCAAGGUGAGUUGGAUAA
This is a messenger RNA of Rubroshorea leprosula, 1663 nucleotides long. NCBI's taxonomy places the organism in Eukaryota, Viridiplantae, Streptophyta, Magnoliopsida, Malvales, Dipterocarpaceae. The record is from the annotation of a GenBank genome assembly.